This is a messenger RNA of Branchiostoma belcheri (Belcher's lancelet), 4362 nucleotides long. RefSeq names its product tripartite motif-containing protein 2-like. Lineage: Eukaryota; Metazoa; Chordata; Leptocardii; Amphioxiformes; Branchiostomatidae. Gene Ontology annotation, molecular function: ubiquitin-protein transferase activity; zinc ion binding; protein binding. The transcript is spliced from 4 exons. Gene Ontology annotation, biological process: positive regulation of DNA-templated transcription. Bases 434 to 4270 code for a protein of 1278 amino acids. Gene Ontology annotation, cellular component: nucleoplasm; chromatin. The record is from RefSeq and is a predicted model, not a curated record.
GAGAGGAGCGGCUUUCUCGUGAUUUCACAAAUCACGCUUCCGGGACCCACGCGAGAAUCUCGUCCGCGAAAUGGCCGGGGGAGCCUUCGAUGUGCCGGUGCUGACGUUCUAUUGUUAAUUCUUUUCUUGUAAACGUCGGAGAAAAUAAUGAUUUGUCGGCCAGAUGGAUGUAUUGGGCCCAGCUACUGUGGUGGUGUUUAUCGGCGGACGGUUCCCGUGCAGGUAUGAUGUGUGCUGCAGUUCUCCUGGCGCAUUCCCGGGCUUGCCGGCGCUCUGUCGGGAGGCGGCCCGCGCAGAGCAGACACCAGAACAGACCGGGCUCCUGAUGCCGGCCGCCCCUGGCUCCCAGGACCGACCCAUUCCAAAAGGACGCUGCUGUGCUGUCAUUUCAUAAGCUUUUCGACGCCGUGUUGGAUUAAAAAGUGCAACGAAAAUGCCGCGUAUGGUGAGGAUAAGGAAACGGGACGACAAGACCCCACAGACCCAACAACAACAACAACAACAGGCCCAAGAACAGUCCACCGCCAAACGACGAGACACCAAGAAGGAAACUAAACCCUCCAAGAAAACCAGCACUGGCAGUAGGCCCCGAAACUACCCCGAUCUCAACUCUCUGCCUGCGUGGUGUAGUCGCCAUGGCCUCCCCGACGUAGUGAGCCCCAGCAUGAGUAAGCAGGCCCAAGGGGACAAGAAGCUAAAGUCACCGGAAAUUGCCCCAGUGUCGUCUGUAAGUGGAAACGCAAAGGCACCUGCAAAACCGACCGCAAAGGCCACAGGGAAGGGAAAGGUACCUCCUACGCAAGCGCACGGUGCCAACAAGGGUAAAAAGGCGGGAGAUUUCAAACGAGGGGACAAUAAAGAAAGCGAAGGACGAGGCAGUCGUGUGACAACUCCUGAGAAGGUCAUCACGAAAGGAAAUGGCGCUCCUUGUCAGAUGGUGGCGCCCGGUAAAAGCAGUCAUGGCGGAAAUAAGCACCCGGGGUCAUCUCAGAAGGCCGGGAAGACAAUAGACAGGAACAAUAUCGUGUCGGACAAGGACGGAAAAGUGAAGAACUCUUCCCCACUGAGGUGUGUUGAAGGCGACUCUGCCCGAGACUCACCCUCUCGGACGUCGACUGCAAAGAGUGUAGUGGGUCUGGUCAGCAGUGCGCCCGCCCCCGAGCGACACAAGACUUUCAGCCCGUGGAAAUCGCGCGUUGGUGACAGCGUGCUCACGGACAUUACCACGGGGAACAACGCGCAGGUGUGUGGCCAGGUGAUCGCCAACCCGCAGGUGUGCGGGGGACAGGUGUUCGGAGAAAAAAUCACGACUGUUGCUCUUGUUUCAGCGAGCUACUCUGGACAAGAGACUCUUGGAAGGAGCCAUGUUGGAAGGGCCCCGGAUGUGCAAUCUGCGGUAGCUGCUGGCAUAAGGAACGGGCCACUCGCCGACCCACUAGGGGAAGGGACAGGAAUUCUAAGCGGGGAGUACAGGCUAUCGGACUGUUCAGAAGGAGUGCUGAGCGGGGAUUACAGGUCUAUUACAGAUUCUGGUUUUAUUUCGCGAUCUUACGGAAGCACUUCGUCCACUACGACUGCAGUAGUUAGCUCUCUUUCACGCGCUUGCGCCAAGACCGUCGCCAAUACCAUGCCAGGAGAGAAUCAUGCACCAAAAAGCUCUGGUACAUCAAGUAGCGCUUCAGACGCCGGGAAAACCGCAACCACUUCGGAGUCGGAGCAAUCCCAGUCAAGUAACGGCUCCAAACAAGCGGCUACUGUCAACAGAACUGAAACCACGCAGAAGGAGCCCGACCAGACGCAACCAGGCCCGGAUUCAGCCGCACCGGAAGGAGAAAUAGCCGGAAAUGGAACUGCCUCCCUUUCCGAAUCCACCAUCAGUGAACCCUCGAUCUCUAUAAGCGACAGACAAAAUCCUACUUCUACUCAAGCCCCCGUGACCAUGGGUGUGGAGACGACAGUGGUGACAGGGACGGGCGUGUCUCCACAAGGCAGCACCCUCUCCCUGCCCGUAGCAACCUCUUCUUGCCCUACGGGAGCUAGCAACGGAUCCGUGGCCAGUUCAGACAUCACCGUCUCCACUGCCAUGGCUUCCACCAGCGACACCAGCUCGUCGGUCGGGAGCACGUCAACGGCGCCACCUGGCGCGGCGGUGGGGAACAACAAGUCCAAGACCAAGCUGGAAUGGAGAAGGCGGAUGCAUUCCUCUCCCAUAGAGCGCUCGGUGGAGAACCCGCCACCUUCUCCCAGGUUCGCCUUCUCCUUCGACGUGCCACAGCCCAAAACCUCAGGCCAAGCGGAGAAGCAAGGGCAGACCCGGGCGGACCUGUUAAGCAGCGUCAGCGAGGACUUCCUCAUCUGCCAGAUCUGCUUCGAGGAGUACUCCAAGCCCAAGCUGCUGCCCUGCCUACACUUCUUCUGCGAGAGGUGCCUGGUGAGGUACGUGGCCGACCGCUCGCACAAGUUCGAGUGCCCGACGUGCGGCCAGGAGACGUGUCUGACCGAGAGGGGCGUGGCCAGGCUGAAGGAUAACUUCUUUAUUUCCAAUCUGUGCGACACUCUGUCUAUGCAACGCGGGAGGGUCAAGGAGAAAAAGGUGUCGUGUGCAAUCUGCUCUGACGAAGACGCGGAGGCGACGUCACGGUGCUUGGAAUGCGCGGACUUCCUGUGCCCGGACUGCGCAACCUCUCACUGUCGCACGAGAUUCACGCGUGGGCAUCACGUGGUCACUCUGGAAGACCUGCAGUCGGGCAGAUUCGAGGAGCAGCUUCGCUCCAAACAGGAGGUGUACUGCGACAUGCACCAGGGCGAGGUGGUGCGUUUUUACUGCGAAUCGUGCGAUAACCCCGUCUGCCGAGACUGCGUGGUGGUUGAACACAAAGAUCAUAAACACGCCGACAUUAAAGACGUAGUGGGCAAGAGCCGACUCCUAUUGGAGGGUCUCCUGAAAUCUACCAGGCAAAAAAUCCCCGAGUUUGAGUUCGCGCUUGCAGAGGUGCACCAAGUGCAGGAGAUGAAGAAGUCGGAGAGAGAUAGAGUAGAAAUCGACAUCAAGCAGAGAGCGAAGGAGCUGAUCGCGCUGAUUCAGCAACAGGAGCAAAGUCUGUUGUCGGAGCUGCACUUCAUGUAUUCCAGAGAGCAAAAGGACCUCGCCACCGAAGAAAGUUUUUUAGAGAAGAGUCUGAACAGUUUAAAAAGUAGCGUUAACUUUACAGAAAAAGUUCUCAAGUACGGGAACAACGAGGAAGUUCUGUCUGUCAAAAAGGAGAUGGCGGAUCGGUUAUACAGGUUAUCUCAGCGAGAACCCGAGCGCAAGAUGUCAGACAGACUCUCCUCCAACCACUUAGUCUUCAUAAGCACGCCUGGGGACACCCGGAGCAUCUUGAUGAAGGUGGGCUACAUCAAGAACCAGGUUCCGACCAGCGCCAUCCCCUACUACAAGUACUGCUUGAAGCCGGGGCCGGGCCAGAGCAAAAGCGCGCGACUGUUGCACCAGUUCGGCCGCAGGGGCAGUGGGGACGGCGAGUUUAACGGGCCCUACAGGGUAGCGGUGACCGCCGAGGGGCACGUGGUGGUCGGAGACCGCAACAACAGGCGGAUCCAGAUCUUCGACACGGAGGGGCGAAUGAAGAGCAAGUUCCCGGCGGGGUCCUACUCCAAAGUCGCCGUCAUGCACGACGGAAACCUUGCGGUGACCGAUUCCGAGGGCAAUAUCCGGCUGUGUGCGCAGGACGGCUCGGUCAUCAACGAGUUCAAACCCCCGGUGACGAGCUGUUACUCCGGCAUCGCGGUGGACAAGCUGGGCCGCAUCAUCGUUACCGACGCCAUUAACCACAGCGUCUGCAUCUUCGAGCCGGACGGCACUCAGAUCCACCAGUUCGGCACCAAGGGCUCCGCCGACGACGAGUUCAAGGCUCCUUCUUACGUCACGGUCAACAGCAAGAGUCACAUCAUCGUGUCGGACACGCGCAACCACUGCAUCAAGAUCUUCGACCAAGACGGGAAGUUUCUGAACAAGCUGGGCUCGCUUGGCACCGGAGACGGCCACUUCGACUACCCCGCGGGCGUGUGCGUGGACAGCAAGGACAACAUCAUCGUGUCCGACUACGGAAACAAGCGCGUCGAGCUCUUCCAGAAUGACCUGAAGUUUCUCCGCCACAUCGCUUCCGUGGAGGAUGGCCUCUUACACCCGGAAGCAGUUGCUGUAACCCCGGACGGAUUUCUCGUCCUAACGGACACGGGGACAAACGAUAUAAAGAUAUUCAUGUACUAGAGCACGGGAAAGUAUUUGGCACCAUAUGCAAGCUUAACUAUGUGAUGUACAUAUUACCUCAACAUAUGCAAAAACAAACUUAACUACCGUGA